Messenger RNA from Alternaria novae-zelandiae, 786 nucleotides. RefSeq lists its product as uncharacterized. The transcript has 3 exons. Bases 1 to 786 code for a protein of 261 amino acids. The record is from RefSeq and is a predicted model, not a curated record. NCBI's taxonomy places the organism in Eukaryota, Fungi, Ascomycota, Dothideomycetes, Pleosporales, Pleosporaceae. Gene Ontology annotation, cellular component: cytoplasm.
AUGCGCUACUACUUCGAAAAGUACCCUCGGGAUGCUGAAAAGGUUGUCCUCAAUAUCAAGGGCGCCUUCAAUCAUGGAGCAGGUCCAGCAGGAAGCCCAGAGGCUAUCCGCGCAUCUGUGGAGCAAGCUCUCGAAGGGCUAGGGGGCGCGAAAUCCAUUGAUAUCUUCGAGAUGGCACGCGUCGACCCCAACACGCCCGUUGAAAUAUCCAUCAAAGCUUUGGCUGAGCUGGUAAAAGAGGGUAAGAUCGGGGGCAUUGGACUGUCUGAAGUCAACGCAGACACCGUUCGCAAAGCUCAUGCCGUUCACCCCAUCUCAGCCGUAGAAAUCGAGCUGAGCCUGUUCACACCCGAUCCCCUUCACAAUGGAAUCAUGGAAGCAUGCUCCGAACUCGAAAUCCCUGUGAUUGCGUACAGUCCAGUCGGUCGAGGCUGGCUCACGGGCAGUUUCAAAACGCUCGAUGACCUUUCGCCCAACGACUUUCGCCCGAAGCUGUUCGACCGCUUUCGACCUGAAGUGUUUGAUCAGAAUUACAAGCUUGCCGAGGCCGUGGAGAAGACUGCCCAGAGCAAAGGCCUCAAGACGGCACAAGUCGCUAUCGCUUGGGUAGCGCGGCAAGGGGCGAUUCCCAUUCCAGGGUCUACCAACAUCGAACGCGUCACCCUGAACAGCAAGCUGUUUGAAUUGACCGAUGAGGAUAUGGAAGACCUUCGAAAAGCUCAGGAGACAUUUCCCGUUGCAGGUAAAAGAUAUGGAGGAGCGCACGAGAAGCUGCUGAACGGUUAA